ACCCAUCUCUGUGUGACAUCCCCUCACAUACAUUUACUUCAUUAAGAGCUAAGAACACCUAAUUGAUAUUAAUGAGAGGAUAAUAGUCUGCCACUGUGUUUGAAUUCACGCUUUAGUUCUAAAAAUAAUGAAGCAGAUUUUGCAUGUUAUACACCAAAAUGAAAAUAAGGAGAUGUGUCACUAACAAUAUAGCAAUGGAAUUAUAUCUUUGAUGACCAAGGUCUCUAAGGAGCUUGUGGGAAGACUUCACGCUAGCAGAAUCUGUCAGUUUUGGGAUGCAAGUAGCAGGUAUCUAUGGCUGGAGCACCAAGACCAGUGACAAUGGAGGUGAAUGUAGAUCUUGGCAAGAUGAAAUAGGGUUGGUGGCAAAGGUAAAAUCAGGUACUAAUAAGGGUUAGAUACUAGCAAGGCAUGGCAAAGCCAAAGACAGGUUAUAGUAGGCAGCCAACAAGGUAUAGCAGGUGCAAAGUUGAAGUCAAGAGCAAGCCAAGCUCAGAUACUAACAGUGUGAGGCAGAACUAGAGGCAAAGGGCAGUUGUUGUUUGUUGUUGUUGCUGAUUUCAACAUUGCAUACCCCACCUUCUUUCCUUUUGUGAUGAACCAAGGCAGUUUACAUAGCUCUGUUUUAUCUGCACAACAACAGUGCUUAUUGUUUCCAUGCUAAAUAACAAGCACUUGUAUUGGAAGAAUCAUAGACAAUUAUUUAGGAGGUACUACAUAUAGAGUAACUUUCUAUGUAAAAACUGUAAUAUUGGAUAUGUGAUGGUAUAUGGAUGGGAUUUCUUUACUGUUUUGAAAUGUGUUUUAUCUCUUCACAAUAUGUUAUGGAGUUAUUAAAAUAAAUGACAUCAAAACUAGAUGAGUAUGUGCUAGUAACCAUCAAAGGUUUGUGGUUCAAAUCCAGAAAGUCACUUCAGAAGUUCCUUGGGACAUGUAUAUGGAAUUUUGCAAAUGCUCAUUUUGUACAGAUAGAUGUAAAGCUAUACUGUUUUUGAAAUGCUGAUGAGUUUCAUAAGUGACUUACUAUAUAGUAAAGGGACUGCUGUUUGAGAAACCCAAGGCCAGAGACUUCCAGUUGAUGUCAUGGCAAGAUGGCUGUGAAGAAUGGGGGCUCCUGUAAUCACGCCGGUAAUUUGUUCGACAGUGAGCUGCGAGAGGCUCAUCCAAGCCCUGUUGGGGCAGGGAAUAGAAGCCCGAGCGUACUUCUGGACAAUGUGGGGCGACGGCUCCACAUUUACUUGGAGAAACUCAGGAUUUUCUCAAACAACAUGGGAGAGAUCUGCUUCUUGCAAGCCAUCAACGACCAGAUGUAGCAUAGAACAAAAGCUUGAAGUACAUCGGACUGCUGGCUUUACAAUGUUUUUGCCUUCAUUGUACAAAAGAGAACUUUACAUGCACAACAGAUGGGCUCUGCCUUACAUCAGUAACGCGGACUGGAGACAAAAUUGCACGCAGUAGUAUGUGCAUUGCAAAAGUUGAUCUUAUUCCCAGAGACCGGCCAUUUGUGUGUGCUCCCUCAACAACUGAAGGAGUAAUUACAGUGCCUCAUUGCUGUGAUAAAGACCUCUGCAAUAAAAUGGAUCUCCCAAUUCCAACACCAGGUCCUAUACCAGAAAAGUUUUCUCCUAACCUAGGACCAGUAGAAUUGGCUGCUAUCAUUGCUGGACCUGUUUGCUUUGUCUGCAUUUCACUCAUGUUGAUCCUAUACAUUUGCCAUAAUCGUACAGUCAUACAUCAUCGGGUUCCAAGUGAAGAAGAUCCUUCUAUGGAUCGGCCUUUUAUAUCUGAGGGAACUACUUUAAAAGAUUUAAUUUAUGAUAUGACUACAUCUGGCUCAGGAUCAGGUUUACCUUUACUUGUUCAAAGAACAAUUGCAAGAACAAUUGUACUACAAGAAAGUAUUGGAAAAGGUCGGUUUGGAGAAGUCUGGAGGGGGAAAUGGAGAGGAGAAGAAGUUGCAGUGAAAAUUUUUUCCUCAAGAGAAGAACGUUCAUGGUUUCGUGAGGCAGAAAUUUAUCAAACGGUUAUGCUACGCCAUGAAAAUAUUCUUGGGUUCAUAGCUGCAGACAAUAAAGACAAUGGUACAUGGACACAGCUCUGGUUGGUGUCAGAUUAUCAUGAGCAUGGCUCUCUCUUUGAUUACCUAAACAGGUAUACUGUAUCUGUGGAAGGAAUGAUAAAACUUGCUUUGUCUACUGCAAGUGGACUUGCACAUCUUCACAUGGAAAUUGUUGGUACACAAGGAAAACCAGCUAUAGCUCAUAGAGAUUUGAAAUCAAAAAAUAUCUUAGUAAAAAAAAAUGGAACAUGUUGUAUUGCAGAUUUAGGUCUGGCUGUAAGACACGAUUCUGCUACAGACACAAUAGAUAUUGCACCAAACCACAGGGUAGGAACAAAAAGGUACAUGGCUCCUGAGGUACUUGAUGAUUCUAUAAACAUGAAGCAUUUUGAAUCUUUCAAAAGAGCAGACAUUUAUGCAAUGGGAUUAGUUUUCUGGGAAAUAGCUCGUCGGUGUUCAAUUGGUGGAAUUCAUGAAGAUUAUCAAUUACCCUAUUACGACCUAGUCCCUUCUGACCCUUCAGUUGAAGAAAUGCGGAAAGUUGUUUGUGAACAGAAGCUAAGACCCAAUAUUCCAAACAGGUGGCAGAGCUGUGAGGCAUUACGAGUAAUGGCCAAAAUUAUGCGGGAAUGUUGGUAUGCCAAUGGUGCAGCAAGGCUAACAGCUUUACGCAUUAAGAAAACGCUGUCACAGCUCAGUCAGCAAGAAGGCAUAAAAAUGUAGUCUUGAUAUUGAAGGAAACUCUUAAAGGUCCAUAUCUGCACCUGGUUUGUGCAUUGAGAAGGCUAAUUGUUCUACCUCACUGAGGGAACAGAAGGAUAUUGCUGCCUUAUACACAGGAUAGGAAGAUCAGUUAUUAGCCCAAGAUUUCUAUAGAUGCAGUAAACAGUUGUACAGAUUCUUAUUGUGCACUAUGAACACCUCUUUCCCAGGGCACUAGCCUAGCUUCAGUAAUAUGUAACUCAUUUUUAAAGGUUAACACUGGUCUCUGUUUUGUUGAGAACACGAAGAUCAUGCUUCAGAUAGUGGCACUGGUGCACACUAUUUAUUGCAUUGAAGGAUGUCUUGAACAUUUUCUUAAGCUAUUUGCUUUGCUCAUGAUGGUACACUGUAUAUUCUGAACCACUCUUGGCUUAUUCUUACCAGAUUGUGUAGUCUUUGACUACCAGUACAUGACUAUUGGACACUUUUUAUCAGGAUUUAGAGACAUGACUGCAUUCAACUGAGAGGAACAUGCACAGUAUAUGCAAUUAUAUUUUAUACUAUAUUUCUGCUUUUUCACUUCAGAACAUUACUUGCCUUGUACAUUGUACUGUACCUGUUAGUGCCACUUCUGAAUCUUAAAUGCAGUUCAGUAGGGACAUGCAAAAACUUUGGUGCUUAUAGUGUGACAUUAAAUGAUAUGGCUCUUAGCUAAAAGGGGAUUCCAUAUUCACAUGUGAAUUCCUUUCUUUUUACCAAAAACUCCAAUUCUGUAGACUGUAGGAAUUGAAGUGUACAGAUUUAUUAAGUGCUAUUGCAGUUGUACGUCACAAUGAAUUGUAGUAUCAAAAGUGACAUUUAACUUUUAAGGACUCUUGUAAAAAGCACUUGAAGGUUCUUUUAAAAUUUGAUAUGAGUACUCACCUGUUUAAAAUAAAUUCUAGCUCUUGAAUGCCAUCUAUGGGCGGGGGGGCGGGGGGAGUUUCAGUAAGACCUUAACUGUUCAAAGAAUAGCACUUUGCUAAAAUAGAAGCUGAUCCCUGUUUUUCCAAGAGUGCUCCACAUAUGAAAAUAAUGCAUGCAUCUGGCCUUAAUAGUUAUAAUCUAUAUGUGCAAAAUGGGAUAUUUCCCAGCAUCUGGGGCUGCUAUGUAGAUCAGGUUAAUACUCGAUGUCUUGACAGAUAGUCCACACUGUUGGUUAUUUCUGUACCAUUGUAUAAUUUUGGGGAGGUGCAGGGACUGAAUCUCGGCUUUCUACCCCCUGCCCAUUUGCACAGAUGGAGCUGUUAAAAUUUUCUGCAUUGGCCAUCUCCAACUUACGGGGAAGAGCCUCAUAUGCAAGUCUGACCUGAGACCUCCAUCUGUUAACUGGGAACCUGUAAGCCAUUUUUUCUCAGCAUACACUUAACUAGAAAACUUGGUUUCUAACUAAUGGGUUUAGUUCUGCAAAACAGCAAAAAAAUCCCAAAUUAAAAUAUCUGGUGCCGACACCAAGGACACUGAAAAUAUGCACAACAAUUGUGUUUAAAGGUAUAUUUUGAAUGUCUCUUAAAUAUUUAAAUCUUGCACACAAGUUGGAUCACUACUAAUAUCUUUAAAACAAUUAUAUUUAUAAAAGAAAGAGAAAAGAAAUGGGAGUCUUAAACUAGUCUUGAUUUGCAUAAAAUUUAAAAUGUGUUAAACAAAAGGCAUCAGCUUGGCUUUGCCUUUAUUCAACACAGAGAUGAAUUAAAAGUGUAGAUUUCAAGAUUUGCAAUCAUUUUACACGAAUGCAGAAAAAUAGUAAACAUUAACUGUGUAGCAGCUAUCUGUUAUCUUAACUAUCCAUAACUCCCUCCAGUUAAAAUGAUUUUUCUAUUUUAGUUUAUUACAUAUCCAGAAUAUAUAACAUACCUUGUAAAAGGAGACCACUGUAAAGUAGCUCAAAAUUUUAGGGAGGUCUUUUUUUCUGUUCUUUAAGUAGGCUUUGCAACAGGCAAAUUGCCUAUCCUGAAAAUUGUACACAGUUAUUUGUGGCUUUGGCUGUAACAUAAUUUGAAUUUUGUUUAUAUGUUUUCCAUUGUUUGUCAAUGUCUUGUGAAUGAGUGUCUGCAUAUAAUAUAGAACUUUUUAUCUGUUGCUUGCAAGAUCAUGUACAAAUUUGUCAUGGAAAAAUUAGAGUAUUUCCUCAGCUUGGUUUUCCUCCCCAAAUCAGGAAAAUCUGGGAAGUAUCCAGGAACAAUUUGGUGUUUCAGAAGGUUUCCCCAUUUCUUUUUGCUGUCUCUGCUGCCUUCCCAGGUCAUUCCUGGCAGACUCCAAAGCACCAUCCCAGUCUUCCAUUUUCCUUAUUUUCAAGUGGGAGUGCAGAAGCAGCAGUAGCCACAACAGCAGCGUGAAGGAAGUGUUUUUCUUUCUCUUCUUCCUUGAGCCUCCCAGUGUACUGCAAAGCAUUUUAUUACAAGAUGGCAGUUCUUAAGGAGCACUGCCCUUAGUUCUGGGGCACUAUGGAGAAGCAGAGGAAGGAAGCAAAAGUUUUAUUUAUUCUAACAGCUGCUGUGUUUUCCAUGACCCAUUUGGAAGUAAAACGAAGGGUGGGAAAGUGCCUUGGGAUCUGGAGCAGGAGGGAAUCCAUGGGACCCUUCAUCAAGCUGGAGAAGGGUAUAGUGGAGUUCAGAGAUGGGGAUGGGGGCGGUGUCUUAAAAGCUUGCCUGCCUUUCGAAGCAAUCUCUUAAGAGUCGUAGAAGCUGAUUUUUGAUUUUCCAUGACCUGGUAAUAAGAUCUUUAAACUUUUACCCACAAAAGCAUUAAUAUUUUUAGAUAUAAUAUUGUUUUGUUCUGAAGAGUCCAGGGGACCAAAAUAUUUUAGCACUCUUAACAUUAAUUUUAUAUCAUUUCAAAGAUAUACUAGAAUGGUUUCUGGUAUACUACUGAAGUGAACAAUUGUAAAUCUUCACACCAUAUGCAUUUGAUAUCAGUUUUUAUACAGUUUUUUAGUCUAAAAUUGUUUUGAGAUCAUGACAUAUGAUCAGAUUACUUACAGAAUGUAUUGAAAGAAUUCUGUACUUGGAAUGCUGGAACUUGCUAGGGACUUUUAAUCCUCAUAAGCUGGAGUUUUAUUAUAUAUUUCAAUUUGCCUGCCCAGAUGUUCAUAGCCUUUCAUAUUAUCAUGUGAAAUAGGCUAUUCUAGCAAAAUAAUGCUUUGUCAGAUGAAUGCCAAGAAUCCACAUUUUAUUUAGCUCCUGUUUCUACUGUGCCAUUAAAGUGGUUUCAAUAGUAUUUCAGUGGUUUUACAUGUUUUUUUAAUCAGUUGCUUUAAACUUAAAUUACCUCUUUAAAAGACCAAGGUACAUUUACCUCAUUGUGUGUAUAAUGUUUAAUGUUUUUUCCCAAAUUUUCUAAAGGUUGGUUAUUACAUGUCGCAUAAAUAUGUCUCUACAAUUAUAGGUAUUAUACUGAUAAGCCUGCAACAUUGCUGGUACUUAACUGGCUCAUCCAAAGCUCUGUGUAGGCUUUGCCACUUGGAACCUCUUUUAAAGUGGGCUUUCCUGUCAACUUCAGUGUUUGGGGGCGGGGUGCUUCUUGUGCUUUGUGUAGAUGUAUGCACUGCGUGGCCUCUGAUACAAAUUCACUGCUUGUGUGGGAGUUGUGCGUGCACGUUGGAGCAUUUGCAUAUUUAAACAGGACAUGGAUUGAGCUGAUUGUAUCUUCUGCCCAGAUUGCAUAUUUUAUUUCUGUCUUGUGGGGGUUUUUUGGCAAAUAUAUUUGCUGUUUUGUCAAUGUAGCAUCAGCCCUUCCAGAGCUAUAUGGGUAAUUUUUACAUUUUGAAUGAUACAUUUUGAGAAUCUGUACAAAUGUGUCACUUCUAAGCCUUACAAGAAUUGUUCAUUUCCCUGUAUAUGCCUGAUAAUUAUGUAUUUGUAGAGUAUGCAACAGAGAAUUGUAAAUGGUAGAAGAGUGAUGGUUCUUGUUGAAUGCUAACACUACGGUAGAAAAUAAUAAAGCGAUGAAAGAUUUUUCUUUUUUUAAAUAGA
Molecule: messenger RNA, 6771 nt
Organism: Varanus komodoensis (Komodo dragon)
Lineage: Eukaryota; Metazoa; Chordata; Lepidosauria; Squamata; Varanidae
Gene: TGFBR1
Product: transforming growth factor beta receptor 1
Exons: 9
Coding region: 1460-2782 (440 amino acids)
Biological process (GO): protein phosphorylation; nervous system development; heart development
Cellular component (GO): plasma membrane; activin receptor complex
Molecular function (GO): activin receptor activity, type I; transforming growth factor beta receptor activity, type I; SMAD binding
Source: RefSeq, a predicted model, not a curated record